Penicillium brevicompactum is the source of this 675-nucleotide messenger RNA. RefSeq names its product calcineurin regulatory subunit B (gene cnaB). Gene Ontology annotation, molecular function: calcium ion binding; calcium-dependent protein serine/threonine phosphatase regulator activity. Bases 1 to 675 code for a protein of 224 amino acids. The transcript has 4 exons. The record is from RefSeq and is a predicted model, not a curated record. Lineage: Eukaryota; Fungi; Ascomycota; Eurotiomycetes; Eurotiales; Aspergillaceae.
AUGGAGCACGGUAACGAACCCAACGCCGCGGCUAUUCACGAUGCGCGCAGACGUCGUGGCUCCGUCGGCACCACUCAGCUCUUCGAUAACAUUGUUUCUACAUCUAACUUCAACAGAGAUGAAGUGGACCGCUUGCGCAAGCGCUUCAUGAAGCUUGAUAAGGAUGCCUCCGGUACUAUUGACCGCGACGAGUUCCUCUCCUUGCCCCAAGUAUCAUCCAAUCCGCUCGCCACAAGGUCCGUUGCUCCCCCGAUCCAACGCUCUGCGCCCAUCCCCGCUCCUAUACUCAACACCAGAAGCUACUGGACCGACUCUGACCCUUCUUAUAGAAUGAUCGCGAUCUUCGAUGAAGAUGGUGGUGGUGAUGUCGAUUUCCAGGAGUUCGUGACAGGCCUGUCAGCAUUCAGUUCCAAGGGAAACAAGGAUGAAAAACUGCGCUUUGCAUUCAAGGUGUACGAUAUUGAUCGCGACGGUUAUAUCUCCAACGGUGAAUUGUUCAUCGUGUUAAAGAUGAUGGUCGGCAACAACCUCAAGGACGUACAGCUCCAACAGAUCGUCGAUAAGACGAUCAUGGAGGCUGAUAAGGAUCAGGAUGGAAAGAUCAGCUUUGAGGAGUUCAAGGACAUGGUCGAAAAUACCGACGUGAGCCUCAGUAUGACGCUGAACCAAAUAUGA